AUGAACACUAGAGUCAACCCGACGAACACUAGAGCCGAUGUGAUGAACACUGAAGCCGACCUAACGAACACUAGAGCCAACCAGAUAGCCGGAAACGCGGCAGUGAUUCCCGAAUUCCUCACUCAUAACAGAACGAUGAUGGAGACACUACUAGCAAAGUCGACGGAGUAG
Arabis nemorensis is the source of this 171-nucleotide messenger RNA. The record is from the annotation of a GenBank genome assembly. NCBI's taxonomy places the organism in Eukaryota, Viridiplantae, Streptophyta, Magnoliopsida, Brassicales, Brassicaceae.